Messenger RNA from Talaromyces marneffei, 1350 nucleotides. RefSeq lists its product as uncharacterized. The coding region runs from base 1 to 1350 and encodes 449 amino acids. NCBI's taxonomy places the organism in Eukaryota, Fungi, Ascomycota, Eurotiomycetes, Eurotiales, Trichocomaceae. The transcript is spliced from 2 exons. The record is from RefSeq and is a predicted model, not a curated record.
AUGUCUUCCGGAGAUAAGAAUCAAACCAUCCUCUCCAGGAAGCGAGACUGGGAGAGAUGGCUAAGACCUAUCAAGAGGAAAGCUCUUGGAACUAAGGAGUUCACCAAGCCAGAGGUGCCAAACAGACUUGCACAUGAAAAAGACGAAGAUCUCGAAUUCAGACGAGAUAUCUAUAAACGAGCCAUCAAAAAAUAUAACUCCGACAAAGCAAAUAUUGCGGCAAUUCGAGAACACAUUUUCCGAACGAUCGACCAAUCCGCGACCCUCCUAAUCGAGAAUAAAUCGAGCGUCCGAGAUAUCCUUUCCGAGCUUCAGAAAUGUUAUAAACCUGAUGCCAACUUUGAACAGUUUGAUAUCCAAAAUGAAUGGACGGAAUUAAAAGUUGGACCAGACGGUAAAAGGCAAUUCAACGCGUGGAUAAGGAGCUGGAUUGAGACGUAUAAUCGUGCUCGCCAAUAUCAACUUCCUGGAAUCGGCUCGGAUGAGAAAUAUGCAAUGAUUGAUUUUCUUCUUGCAAUCAGACAUACACAUGAGAUCUUCUAUAGCACAUGGUUAGAGGCCGUUAUAAACAACCGUGAGAAGUCAUUUAUCAAACUUAUCACCAAGUUUGAAGACUUCACAAAGAGUGAACGCGGCAGAAGCAUAUACGCCAAUGACUCAAAUCAAGGCGACUCUAAUAACAAUAAACCGAGAAGGUGCUGGUGUGGAGAGUUGAGAUCAGUCCACAAUCGCUGGGAAAAGUGCGCAUAUCUAAACGAACAAAUUCGUGACGAUAACUGGAUCCCAGAUCCCAAAAUUAUCAAAAAAGUUGCCGAGGCGGCCGCAUCUAGGAAGAGUCUAAAAGACUUUAUAGACCAGCAUAAGAAGAGCGCCGAGCACCCACCAGUCACUAUUAAUACAGUCUUCAGAGCUACAAGUGAUAUUGACUCCUUAGUAAAUAGCGUCAUUCACAACGGUGGCGCUACAGAGAGCAUCUCCAAUAAUAUUAACCGCAUUGAAGAUUUUGUGCCAGAAAGAAUCCGUAUUACAGCGUUCGGACGCCAUCUUUGGGCUGAAGGAAGAUGCACAAUGGUUGUAUGGGCUACGGCACCUGGAGAGAAAGAAAAGUCUCAAAAAUUGAGAAUUCGGAAUGCUUUAUAUUGCCCUGAUUGUCCUAUAUCAUUGAUCUCAGGGACAGCACUCAACCGAUCUGGUGUCUUCAGGAAUGAAGAAACGAACACCCUAUAUUCAAGAAAGGAAAGAUAUCGAGUAACUGCCAAGCUUCAGUUAAUCAACGGCCAGGCAGUUAUCGAGUAUAACCCUCCAACCCAGAUUCCAACUACUCGCUCAAAUCAUGUGAUUUUGAUAUAA